Diutina rugosa is the source of this 669-nucleotide messenger RNA. RefSeq lists its product as uncharacterized. NCBI's taxonomy places the organism in Eukaryota, Fungi, Ascomycota, Pichiomycetes, Serinales, Debaryomycetaceae. The transcript has a single exon. The record is from RefSeq and is a predicted model, not a curated record. Gene Ontology annotation, molecular function: acyltransferase activity, transferring groups other than amino-acyl groups. The coding region runs from base 1 to 669 and encodes 222 amino acids.
AUGGACUAUUCGCUGCUUCCCUUUGCUUCUGGCGAGUUCCCUAAAAUCGUCACUGAGCCCAUCCAUUUUAAUUUGGCGAAAACUGGCGAACCGGUGACGCUUUUUUGUGUCAAUGAUUACCACGAAGUUCCCGAACCGUUACUCCGAGCCCUCCACUCAGAAUUCAACCAUAUCAUCGACGAAGGGCUCACUUACCCCCACGAUAAGCCGUUUGAGUUCGACGACUUCUGCCGCUACUGGUUCCACCACUUUGUGGCGAUUUUGGUCACUGGAACGGAGACUAGUAUCGAUGCCGCCAUCACCACCGACGAAUGGCUUAAUAAGCGGCUUUUGGGGUGUUUCUACGUCAAACCUAACUAUAUUGGCCGUCUGAGCCACCACUGUAACGCUGGUUUCGUGGUAAACCACCGGAUGAGGGGGAUGGGUCUCGGUAAAGAACUCGGGGCUAAGUACUUGGACAUCGCCCCGAAGCUUGGCUACGUGUACCUGGUGUUCAACUUGGUGUACGAGCUGAACGUGGCGCUGCUUAAGAUCUGGGACUCGCUCGGGUUUGACCGGAUUGGCUACGUUAAGAAUGCCGGUUAUUUGAAGGGUAAAGGGUUUGUUGGUGCCGUGAUGUACGGGAAGGAUCUUAAUGUUGUCGAAAGUGGUGAAACCAAAAAGGAUUAA